This is a messenger RNA of Cornus florida, 945 nucleotides long. RefSeq names its product PITH domain-containing protein At3g04780. NCBI's taxonomy places the organism in Eukaryota, Viridiplantae, Streptophyta, Magnoliopsida, Cornales, Cornaceae. The record is from RefSeq and is a predicted model, not a curated record. Bases 114 to 644 code for a protein of 176 amino acids. The transcript has 8 exons.
GUUCUAAACGUGCCUCUCUUCCAAUUGCGUGUUCUUUCGCGUAAUACUCUCUCUCUCUCACACGCACGCACACGAACACGAACACGAACACGAACACGCUUUGCUCAUCAGCCAUGUCUGCCGAAUCAGCCUCGGGAAUCCCAAGGAGCCAGGUGGAUCUACUUAACUUCGUCGACUGGACUGGAGUUGAAUGCCUCAAUCAGAGCACGAGUCACACCCUUCCCAACGCUCUCAAACAGGGUUACAGAGAAGAUGAGGGUUUGAAUCUGGAGAGUGAUGCGGAUGAGCAGCUUUUGAUUUAUAUUCCUUUUCAACAAGUUAUUAAGCUGCAUUCUAUUAUUAUCAAAGGACCUGAAGAGGAAGGUCCUAAAACUGUGAAACUUUUUGCAAACAAGGAGCAUAUGGGGUUUAGCAAUGUCAAUGACUACCCUCCAAGUGACACUGUUGUUUUAUCCGUUGAUAAUCUUAAGGGAACACCGGUAGUCUUAAAAUAUGUCAAGUUUCAAAAUGUUCGCAGCUUGACAAUUUUUAUUGAGGACAAUCAAUCUGAUUCUGAAGUUACCAAAGUUCAAAAGAUUGUUCUAUGCGGAACAACUGUUGAAACGACGGAUAUGAAAGGUUUGAAGAAGGUUGAGGAUCACUGACCCUGAAAUGAGCAAGAAAGAGAGAAGGAUGGAUGUGCUAAUUCAAAAUUAAUUUGGAAGCGUUUUUCAAAUCAUUUGUUAUUAAACAACUGAAAUGAAAUUUACAGUUUACAUUCACCAUAUGCAUUCUUAGAAAUGACUUUUGUCCUAGACUCCUAUGGCGCCUUUGUCUACAUGUCACUGUACUUGAGAUUGUCUACAAGUAUCUUGGUGUAUUUGGAAAUGCAGUUGUGGUGUAUACCUCACAUAACUGGAAGAAUCUUUUGUAUUUGGGUUUAAAAAAGGCAUGAAAUUCACACCA